AUGACCCAAAGGAUUACUUCAUGUACUGUUUCCGAAGUACCUGAACGUUUAUGCACUUCUUCCAUGGACGCACUACAAAUCUCACCGUUUACUGAUACGCUUUCCAACAAAACUGGCGAUGUAUGCAGAAUAGAGCACACUCAGUUCGGUGAAGUUUAUAUUUGUAGAGUGUGUAAUGUGAAAUGCACUGGUAAGGCGCCAUUUUCCCAGCAUAUAUCUGGAUCACAUCAUAGAAAAAACUGCAAUGCCAAUACCUAUUUCUGUAACGAGUGCAAUACGAGCCUUAAUUCUUCUGAACAAUAUAACCUACAUUGCAGUGGAUCAAAGCAUAUGCGAAAUAUAAUUUCUUCUUCUGACAAUUCUAUGUCUGAACAGUUUGGAGUUGAGCAACAAUUCAAUAAAAGCAAUCAUGUUCCUUACUUCUGCAUACCUUGUGGUCUUAGUUGCUCUUCCAAAGAGCAACUGGAUUCCCAUUUCUUAGGUAAAAAACAUAAGAAGCAAUGUAAAAAAUAUAAGCCAUCUGUAUCAGGUCAGCUGUCGGGGUACGUUUUGAAUGAACAGUCAAAUCAACCGAUUGGUCAACCUGACUUUUUCUCUUCAGUGCCUACUUUAUUCAAUACAGCUAGUGAGAAUUCGCCAAACUUUUGGUUUCCAAAGUUGGUUCCUUGUAUAAGAAAUAUCAUAGAGCUGGAGUCCAAAUUGACAUUAACAAAUAACUUUUCUCCGCUUUUGGCUUCAGUCACUCCCUGUUCAUAUCAAGAACGAACAGAUUUAAAGAGUGAUCUUUCACCCAAUCAGCAGGAUAGUGGCGAUUCUUCUGAGCCCAAACAAUUUUGUAGACACGGUGAAUGUAUUCUGAUGAGGUCAUUACAAUUUUAUGAAGGUGAUUUAAAUACAAGAAUUGGUAAUCCUGGAUGA
This is a messenger RNA of Schistosoma margrebowiei, 918 nucleotides long. The record is from the annotation of a GenBank genome assembly. Lineage: Eukaryota; Metazoa; Platyhelminthes; Trematoda; Strigeidida; Schistosomatidae.